CAUAUAUCGUGUUAUCCUUAUCUAAUUUUAUUCGACCGGUCUGUUUUAGUCUGUCUUCGGUUGAAUCUUGGGGUUGGCACAUAGGCGCAGGCGAGUUUCAACCAACCUCUCGACACCGGUAGAAUCCGCGAGAAAAAAGAAAGAGUACUUGUGUGUAUCACAGCUUGAAAGUAAAAAUCAGAAUAAGAACGAUGGCGGCAGUCGACUGUUAUCAGACUCAAAUGGAUACAUCGAAUUCAUCUGGUCCUAAUCAAUCCUCAAAUGAUAACUCUCAGGAAAAUCAACAAAAAAAUGGGACAAAUCAACAAAUUCAGCAAAAAAAUCAACAGGCUACUGCAGGUAUACCAGGCAUGGAUGAUGAACGAAAGCUUUUCGUUGGUGGACUUUCACGUCGUACAACUGACAAAGAACUUCGAGAGCACUUUGAGCAAUUCGGUGAAAUCGAAAGCAUAACUGUUAAAAUGGAUCAACAUACCGGUAUUUCUAGAGGCUUUGCUUUUAUGGUUUUUACAAAUCCGAAGACUAUUGAUAAACUUUUAGCUUCUGGAGAGCAUUAUAUCAACGAGCGUAAGGUGGAUCCGAAACGUGUAAGCAAAAAAUCACAACAUGGAAAAAUAUUUGUUGGCGGACUAACUCCAGAUAUGACAGACGAUGAUAUCAAAGCUUAUUUCAAUCAAUUUGGAACGGUAGUUGAACUUCAGGCCCCAUUUGAUAAAACAAAAAAUCAAAGGAAAGGAUUCUGUUUCAUUACAUUUGAUUCAAAAGAUGUUGUAUACAAAUUGCUAAAAGCUCCUAAACAAACAAUUAAUGGAAAAGAAGUAGAUGUCAAGAAAGUCAAAGUUAAUCCAGACAUGAACCGCCAAGGAUACUGGGGCUUCGGAUAUGGGUAUGGAUAUGGCGGUGGUUAUGGUUAUUUUCCUGAAUAUAUUAAUGGUUAUCAAGGUGGAUAUGAUGAUAGUUACAGUAAUUAUGACAGUUAUCCUGGAUAUGAUAAUUUUGACAGUCAUCCUGGCUACCAAACAGUAAAACCACGAGGUGGACCUCGACAGUUCCAGAGACACCAACCAUAUUAAUUAUUAUUUUAAUUAAUAAACACAAUGAUUGAACAUAAAAGAAACAAAAAAAUUUUUUAAUUGUUUAUAAAUCAGAAGAUAACAGAAGUGCAAUUGGAUAUUAAUUGAAAUAAAAAUUUGGAUAUACAAAACGUUUAAAUUCAGAAAUGAAGAAUUUUCAUUAAAAAAAUAAAGUAAGUUGGUUCUACUUUCAAUUAUACAAAGUAAACUUAUUAAAAAAUUAUUAAAAGGUCCUAACGUAUGUUACAAUUAUAAU
This is a messenger RNA of Chelonus insularis, 1329 nucleotides long. Its product is annotated as RNA-binding protein squid-like. The record is from RefSeq and is a predicted model, not a curated record. The transcript has 3 exons. Bases 192 to 1073 code for a protein of 293 amino acids. NCBI's taxonomy places the organism in Eukaryota, Metazoa, Arthropoda, Insecta, Hymenoptera, Braconidae. Gene Ontology annotation, cellular component: nucleoplasm; chromatin. Gene Ontology annotation, biological process: regulation of gene expression. Gene Ontology annotation, molecular function: RNA binding.